AUGUCUCAAAAUCUUUGUAAUCUUCCCUCUCGAACAGGGCAUUCUUGUGUGUUGUACAAUAGCCAUCAUCACAAGAACAAUUGUGUAUACAUGUUCGGAGGAACUCUUUCCGAUCAAAAAACAUUUCCUUCCAAUGAUUUGAUUGAAAUUAAUGUUGAAAAUCAGGAAUGGAAGGAAUUUGAAAAUUCAAAAGCUUCACCAGGUCCUCUCUUUCAUCAUUGUGCUUGUUUGCAUAAAUUGGAAAAUCAUGAUGAUAAUGAGAUGAUCAUUUUCGGAGGGAAAUCAAAAAAGAAACAUUUGCAGAACAAGGUUUGGAGCUUUAAUUUCUAUAGGAAGGAGUGGAAGUGCUUGAGCGAAGGAGACAAGAUGGUAUCGCCACGAUUUGGUCAUUCGGGUGUAGUUUUUGGAAAUACUUUAUUUGUUUUUGGUGGAUUGGAUGAGAAGAAGAAAUUAUGUAGGAAUGAAUUGAUUGCUUUCAAUUUGAAGAGCAAGCAGUGGAAAUUAAUUGAAAUGAGUGUUUCUAUUAGUGGGAGAUGUCACCAUGCAAGUGUUUUGGAUCCAGAGAGUGGUGAUUGGUAUUUAUUUGGUGGGCAAUCUGGAAAGAAUGUGUUGAAUGAUUUUGUGAGAAUUAAGUUAUCGACCUAUGAUGAAGGAGCUGCAAAAUGUGAAUCAGAAACUUUAAUUUCCGAUUUGAGUGAAGAAUUUUCAAGAUUUGGACAUUCUAUGGUGUUGGAGAAAUUCGAAAGUGGAUUGAAAUUCUACUCAAUUGGUGGUUAUAAUAUGAAGAAGGAUUUUUUGGAUUGUGUUUCUCUCGAUUUGAAUAAUAUUUCAAAAGGAUGGCAGAUUGAAACUGAACAUACUCUUUCAAAAACCUUUGAAAAUGUCUCUCAAGAUGUUGGACCUGUAUUUCAUGUCACUACCCCAAUUAUUAUUACAAAAGAAAACGAAACAAUUUUAACAUACUUUGUAUUUGGUGGACUUUAUGAAAAUACUAAACCUCCAAAGACAAAGGAAAAAAUCAAGAAAGAAGACAUUAAGAAAAAGUCAAAACUGCCCGAGUUUGAUAUUAUCAAAUUUGAAAAUGAACUCAAUGAUGAUAUUUUCAGAUCUAUUCUAUCAUUUUUGAGUAUUCCAGAUUUACUGAAAUUGGAAUUGGUUUGUAAGAGAUUGAGAAUUUGUAAUCUCACUACAGAAGAUGAAUUCUGGAAGGCGUACUAUCACGACAGAAUUAACUGGCUAAAAGAGGCAAGCAACACCACUAAAUUGGAAUUCAACAGUCAAACAGGAACCUAUGACACUAUCAUUGUUCCUUCUACUUUUUAUGAUACCUAUCUUGAUUCCAAUAGUGAUUAUAAGAGGCACUUUGUUGAACUAAUUGGAGAUUUAAUGAAAGAAGCUGAUAAGAAUACAAACGAAAGAUUAAACCUGAUUAAUAGGCUCCCAGACAUUCCAAAGUAUACUUUUAGAACUAGAGAAGAGGUUAUGCAACAUGAAUUACAACCUACUGUCAAGAGUGAUAUUAAGGUAGUUCUGAUAGGAAAUGCAGCUAUAGGAAAGACAUGUUUUUAUCAAGCAUUGAGGGGUAUUCCUUUGGAACUUGAUUACAUUCCAACAGUUUUUGAUAAUUACUCAGUACAAUGUCACAGUGAGGAUGUUACUUUCAAUAUUGCUCUUUGGGAUACAGCUGGACAAGCUGACUAUGAUAGACUUCGACCCCUUUCGUAUCCACAGACGGAUAUAUUUCUUGUUGGUUUCUGUUGUCUUUCUGAAUUAUCAAUGAAAGAAACCAUCUAUAAAUGGAAAAAGGAAAUAGAAACCUAUAUGCCAGAUAUAAAAUUGCCAAUCAUUCUCAUGAGCACAAAGAUUGAUUUAAGAGACGAUCCAGUGCAGAGUAGAAAACUUUUAGUGACAGAAAUGAAAAAGCCAAUAUCCUACCAAGAAGGUGAAUUGUUGGCUAGAAAGCUUGGAUGUGCAACAUAUGUGGAAACUAGUGCUUUGACAAAUGCUGGAAUGGAUCGUAUUUGUGAAUUGAUAAUCAAAACGGUAGACCUUCACCGUUGUGGUGGAAUCACAAAGAAUGGAAAGAAGUGUCUAGUUCAAUAA
Naegleria gruberi is the source of this 2103-nucleotide messenger RNA. Its product is annotated as rho family small GTPase. The transcript is spliced from 3 exons. The coding region runs from base 1 to 2103 and encodes 700 amino acids. NCBI's taxonomy places the organism in Eukaryota, Heterolobosea, Eutetramitea, Acrasida, Naegleriidae. The record is from RefSeq and is a predicted model, not a curated record. Gene Ontology annotation, molecular function: GTPase activity; GTP binding; protein binding.